This is a messenger RNA of Gadus chalcogrammus (walleye pollock), 1751 nucleotides long. Its product is annotated as tetratricopeptide repeat protein 19, mitochondrial-like. The coding region runs from base 38 to 1279 and encodes 413 amino acids. The transcript is spliced from 10 exons. The record is from RefSeq and is a predicted model, not a curated record. Gene Ontology annotation, cellular component: mitochondrial inner membrane. Gene Ontology annotation, biological process: mitochondrial respiratory chain complex III assembly. Gene Ontology annotation, molecular function: protein binding. NCBI's taxonomy places the organism in Eukaryota, Metazoa, Chordata, Actinopteri, Gadiformes, Gadidae.
GUCACGUGCCCCCACGUCAGUUUUGUAAACAUCAAACAUGGCGACCCCCUCUGCGCUCCGUGCUCUCCUCCUGACUAAGAGCAAGCACGCCAAACUUGUAAUUUGUCAAACCACACGCAGUAUGUACCUGGGGAAACUCUUCCGGACAGCUCGGCUUCAGAGCUUGAAUCAGGAACCACUGCGAUGGAGCUCAACAUCCGGCUCCUGGUCGGCAAGGUCACGACAGAUGGAAGAAAUGGGUCGUGAGAAGCACCAGCACCAUGGCGAGGGACCCCCGGGGAGCGGCGCGGUACUCGGGGCACUCGCGUUUUCCUUCUUCCAGUCCACAGAGGAGGACACGAGAAGCGAGGCGCAGAAGAGCGAGGAUGAGAUCAUUAUGCUGUUGAAGAAGGCCAAGCUCAGCAUGUACAGGGGUCAGCUCCCGGCGGCGUCUGGUCUGCUCCACCAGGCAGUCGCUCUGGCCCACAAGUCCUCCAACACACAGGCCAUCAUCUACACCUACAGCCUGAUGGCCAACCUAGCCUACGUCCAGGGUCAACUGGACAAGUCAGAGAAACUUUUCAAAGCAACCAUGAGCUACAUGCUCUCUGGGGGAACGCCAGAGAACGACAACGGCAUCAUAGAGAUCUCCCUGAAGCUGGCCACCAUAUACGCCGGUCAGAACAAGACAGAGUUAGCAGAACACGGCUACCGGUUCUGUACAGAGUCUCUGGAGGCUAAACUGGAGCAGCACAAGGACAGCUCACCCGACGACCAAUCAAGUACCGACCAGUCAGAGACCGACCAAUCAGAGGGUCUGAGGAAGGAGACGCGUCUCCUCCUGGGUCUGUGUUUGGACUCGCGGGCCCGGUACUGCGCGGCCACUCGCCGGCUGAAGCAGGCCACCCAGGACUACCGCCGGGCCCUGCAGAUCUGUAGCGAGGAACAGGGCGAGACCCACCCUCAGACCCUGGUGCUGAUGAGCGACCUGGCCACCAUCUUGGACCUGCAGGGGCUCCACGCCGAGGCCCUGCCCGUGGUGAGGCGGGCCGUGGCGCUGGGCCGCCAGGCCGGCCACCCGGACCAGCACGUGCUUCUGGGGAACCUGGCGGGGAUCCUGCUGCACCAGGGGGACAUGCAGGCAGCGUUGGACCUGUACAAGGAGGCUCUGUCCCUGGCCCGGGCGGCCGGUGACGAGGAGGCGGUGGAGCAGAUCCAAGAGGGGCUGAUGGAGGUGAAGAAGAGGAGGGAGGAGCAGCUGAAGGAGACGGAGGAGGAAGAGGAAGUGGAUCUGAAGUGAGGGGGAUGGAUGAACGGUUAGGGUGGAUAAAUAGUUUUGGUGGAUGGAUGGAUGAAUGGACAGACUGUUACGAAUGUUUGAUGAAUGAUCCUUCAUUGUUAAACUCUUGGUCCCCAUGACCCCCUUGGACCCCCCCAAGGUGGUCUCUACCGGUGUGUGUGGGUCAGAACCAAUGUCUGUACCAAAGACUUCUAACAAACCAAUGGAAAUGACCAUCUCCUAACCACAAUAUUGAUGAUGAUAAUGUAACCUCGCAACCUCAACCAAACCCCUAGGGUUGACCUCAUCCUCUCUCAUCUCUCCUACUGCAAAGAAUCGUUUGGUGUAGAUGAAACCGUAGUAUUUCAUGUGUUUGUGUGAACAUGGUACAACAGAUACAGAGGUGUAAUAUAAACAAAAAUAGUAAAGAAAUAUAUUCUCUCUUCAAUCCCAUUAUCAUUUUAUGUUGAAAAUAAAACUAUGUUUGAAGUUG